This is a messenger RNA of Meriones unguiculatus (Mongolian gerbil), 11141 nucleotides long. It is a transcript of the gene Flrt1, whose product is annotated as fibronectin leucine rich transmembrane protein 1. The coding region runs from base 1252 to 3276 and encodes 674 amino acids. The transcript has 3 exons. Lineage: Eukaryota; Metazoa; Chordata; Mammalia; Rodentia; Muridae. The record is from RefSeq and is a predicted model, not a curated record. Gene Ontology annotation, molecular function: protein binding.
GGGAGAGGCGGCCGCACAGCCUGCUUCCUCGCGCCCUGCUCGCCGCCGCCGCCGCCGCCUUCGCCCCGCUGAGCGCACCCGCCCGGGCACACGCACCCCGCCGCCGGGCGCCACCCCGCGCGCUCCUCCCGCCGCUCCGCCGGGCAGAUGCGCCGCCGCGCGCCCCGCGCCCCGGGCCCGCCACAGAGCUCCGCCGCGCGCCGGGGGUUCUUCUCCCCGGCCCCCCUGGGUGCCCUCCGGCUGGGGCUCCCGCCCGCUCCUUGGAAUAACCCCUGAGGCUCCGGCCGUCGCUGCAAAGUUUCCCGAGGAGACCCGCCUCCCCGGCCGCUGCGCAGGUGAAGAAGCAGGGAGUAGGUGAAGGCUCCACUCUGGACAGCUGAGCCAGGGGCUGAAGCAGGAAGAACCCACCCCUCCACCUCACCCAACCCCAGAAGCUUCUCUACAAACAGGAGCAGCCAAGCAGACAAGCCCCCGUCCCGAAGUGGGGCACACAAGCCUGACAGCUCAGCAGUGCGAGGCGAGGUGGCUGCAGCCUGCGGUAAACAUCUGAACUCCUUAGAGGGGUAACAGACCCCCCCACACACACACAGAGGCAGCCUGAGUGGCAGGAAUACUGAUUCUUUGGAGAGUGGCUCCCUCUCAGCUCUGUCACGCAAGAGUGCUCUCUGCACUGAGCCAUUCUGCCAAGUGACUUAAAGGGAUUAAAAGAAAAAACUUGCUAAAGAAAAAGGGGGUAACAGCCCCCCCCACCCGCAGAGGCGUUUCAGAAGAGGUACAGCCUGUGGACAAAGGACCAAAGUUACAAAGAGCUAUGGUGGAAGUGAUGGCCAGUGAGAGGCCACACUCCCCGGGGACUAACGCUGGGCUGUAGGGCAUGCCCGGCUCAGGAGUCCCCGGGGGUGCCCUGUGCACCCAGAGCAUACACCACCCCUCACUCCAGAGAGCCAAGCCAUCUGUUCCUGUGGCCUAGAGUGCCAAAGAUGCAGCUUGGGACCUGCAGCCAUAUCUGAGGCCUGGCCGCAAGGAAGACUUGAAGACCUCCUCACUCUCUGUGUGCCUCAGUGCUCCCCCUGCACUGGGCUGCGGUCUGUGGUUGAGUGGUUCUGAGCCUGCAGGUGACAUGGGACCAGGGAUGUGAAGCCUGGAGCUUCUAAAGCAGUGACCAGUGAGACCCAGUGGCUCCGGGAGCAGCUACAGAAGAGGUAUUGAGGCUCCAGGUUAGGUGGGUCAGGCCUCCACCAGCCAUCCACCAUGGUGGUGGCACACCCUACUGCCACCGCUACCGCCACACCCGCUGCCACUGUCACAGCCACUGUCGUGAUGACCACGGCCACCAUGGACCUGCGGGACUGGCUAUUCCUCUGCUACGGGCUUAUCGCCUUCCUCACAGAGGUCAUCGAUAGCACCACCUGCCCGUCAGUGUGCCGCUGUGACAACGGCUUCAUCUACUGCAACGACCGGGGACUCACAUCCAUCCCCUCAGACAUUCCUGACGAUGCCACCACCCUCUACCUACAGAACAAUCAGAUCAACAAUGCAGGCAUCCCCCAGGACCUCAAGACCAAGGUCAAGGUGCAGGUCAUAUACCUGUAUGAGAAUGACCUGGAUGAAUUCCCCAUCAACCUUCCCCGAUCGCUGCGAGAGCUACAUCUGCAGGACAACAAUGUGCGCACCAUCGCCAGGGACUCCUUGGCCCGCAUCCCGCUGCUGGAGAAGCUGCACCUGGAUGACAACUCUGUGUCCACCGUGAGCAUCGAGGAGGACGCCUUCGCCGACAGCAGACAGCUCAAGCUUCUCUUCCUGAGCAGGAACCACCUGAGCAGCAUCCCCUCGGGGCUGCCCCACACGCUGGAGGAGCUGCGGCUGGACGACAACCGCAUCUCCACCAUCCCGCUGCACGCCUUCAAGGGCCUCAGCAGCCUGCGGCGCCUGGUUCUGGACGGCAACCUGCUGGCCAACCAGCGCAUCGCCGAUGACACCUUCAGCCGCCUGCAGAACCUCACAGAGCUGUCGCUGGUGCGUAACUCGCUGGCCGCCCCACCCCUCAAUCUGCCCAGUGCCCACCUGCAGAAGCUCUACCUGCAGGACAACGCCAUCAGCCACAUCCCCUACAACACGCUGGCCAAGAUGCGGGAGCUGGAGCGCUUGGACCUGUCCAACAACAACCUUACCACGCUGCCUCGAGGCCUGUUUGAUGACCUGGGGAACCUGGCACAGCUGCUCCUCAGGAACAACCCCUGGUUCUGCGGCUGUAACCUCAUGUGGCUGCGGGACUGGGUGAAGGCACGGGCCUCGGUGGUCAAUGUGCGGGGCCUCAUGUGCCAGGGCCCGGAGAAGGUCCGGGGCAUGGCCAUCAAAGAUAUCACCAGCGAGAUGGAUGAGUGUUUUGAGGCAGGGUCACAGGGCAGUGCAGCCAAUGCAGCUGCCAAGACCACAGCCAGCAACCAUGCCUCUGCCACCACACCCCAGGGCUCUCUGUUUACUCUCAAGGCCAAGAGGCCAGGACUGCGCCUCCCUGACUCCAACAUUGACUACCCCAUGUCCACUGGUGAUGGUGCCAAGACCCUGGUCAUCCAGGUGAAGCCACUGACAGCAGACUCUAUCCGAAUCACAUGGAAGGCCAUGCUACCUGCCUCCUCUUUCCGGCUCAGUUGGCUGCGUCUGGGCCACAGCCCGGCUGUGGGCUCCAUCACAGAGACCCUGGUGCAGGGGGACAAGACAGAGUACUUGCUGACGGCCCUGGAGCCCAAGUCCACCUACAUCAUCUGUAUGGUCACCAUGGAGACUGGCAACACCUAUGUGGCUGAUGAGACACCUGUGUGUGCCAAGGCAGAGACGGCUGACAGCUACGGCCCUACCACUACGCUCAAUCAGGAACAGAACGCUGGCCCUAUGGCUGGGCUGCCCCUGGCUGGCAUUAUUGGUGGUGCCGUGGCUCUUGUGUUUCUCUUCCUGGUCCUGGGAGCCAUUUGCUGGUAUGUGCACCGGGCUGGUGAGCUGCUGACCCGAGACAGGGUCUACAAUAGGGGCAGCAGAAAAAAGGAUGACUACAUGGAGUCGGGGACCAAGAAGGAUAACUCCAUUCUAGAAAUCCGAGGCCCAGGGCUGCAGAUGCUACCCAUCAACCCAUACCGCUCCAAAGAGGACUACGUGGUGCACACCAUAUUCCCCUCCAAUGGCAGCAGCCUCUGCAAGGGCGCCCACACCAUUGGCUACGGCACCACACGGGGCUACCGGGACGCUGGCAUCCCUGACGUGGACUAUUCCUACACAUGAAGCCAGCCGCCCCCAGUGUGAUCACACGGCUCUGUUUAGCCCACUGCAACGCCAGGAGCCAGGAAGAGAAACUCCACAGUGACUUUCCUAGCAGAAAGCAAAGUUUGGGGAGGGUAUACAACAGUGCGGUAAAAAAAAAUAAUAACAAUAAGUACAUAGAAGGCAGGAGGGGGAUUCAACAUUGUUGGAAAUGUCAUUUAUACCAGAUCAUGAGAGUUAAGAACUAAAAAUAAUCUUGCAGGAAGGGUUGGGUUGGAACUUUUUUUUCCUGAACCAGAUUGAUACUACCUGUACAACAUUUAUAUACACCUCGGGCUUCAUUCAGGGCCAUCAGAGAGAAGCAGAUAACAAACACAUAUGGCAUGGAGCCCCCAUGCCACCAUCCUGCUGGCCGCUCACGGUGACAACUCAAUGAAAGGUUUCUGGGUUCCUCACAAAAGGGCCAAGAGAAGAAAAGACUUUUUGCUACGGAGACAGUGUCCUGAAAUCUCUUCCCUGGUUCUUUCCAUGCUGUUCCCUUUCCAGAUCUGCAGAAAUAUGACGUUCUUUGAGGUAUUCUCUGAACAAUACCAUAGGCAAUUAAAAGAAAAAAAAAAAAAGUCAAAACUUUUUCUUCCAAUGCCGAGCACUUCGGUCCCAUUCACCGAACUCUGUAGAAGCUCUGACGAAGGCUGUAGCUUUCCCCACCACGUGGAGGCGCGUCUCUGUGCCCACCUAUCGCUGUGUCCUGUGUCUCGGUACAGAUGGGUAGACAGAGCUGCGUGUCUGUCCUCUCAGCACUUCUUCAGUCAGUCCUAGACAUUUCCUCAGACAAUAGAAUUGAAAAAUCUUGCUUUCUUCUAGAAAUCAUUAAGUAGAUCAUGUGUGGGUGGAGAGGAGGAGCCUCAGUCCAGGUAGCAGGAGGGGCUCAGUCCAGGUGGCAGGAAGGGCUCAGUCCAGGUGGCAGGAGGGGCUCAGUCCAGGUGGCAGGAGGGCUCAGUCCAGGUGGAGGAUAUUACUGUUUCUUAGAGGCCCUGGUAACUGCAUCCCAGCAGGGAGUUAAGAAGCUGGCUGAGGAUGCUUUAGAUUCCAUCCUGUCAGCCGGCCCAGAGCCAGGCCACUCUACUUAGUGAUAUGUAAAAAAGCUUUCCUUGAUGACCACCGGCCUCAUCUGUCGCUCCCUCAGUAGAUGCUAUCCCCAUGAUAGUGUUUAUGUUUCCUCCUGGGACAGGUCAUCAGUGCAGCGACUGUUCAUGAAUGUGUGUGUGGACACACACAUCUAGACCGCUGGCUAGACCUGUUGGUUUCCAUGGCUGCUCAAACAAAGCCCAGAAAAAAGGAAAAAAAAAUUUUCAGAAAAUCCCUGGGAGACAUCAAAACACACACACACACACACACACACAAACACACACACCUCAGCCAUUGCCUACACCAGGGGCUCUGUUCUCAAAAGGGAAAAAUCAGAUUUCUUUGCAAAAAAAACAUCAACCUCCAAAAGGGUACUGACCGGGGCCCUCGGAAGAGCUAAGAUUUUAUUCCCUCCCUGUGGAAUCAAUGUCGUUAUCAUUUAUCAACUGACACCACAGCGUGGUGAGCCAUGAGAUUAAAACGAUGAUAAAAUAAUGACAGCAAAUCCGGAAAGGAGGGAAGAGCCGAGCCUGGGGUUCUGAUGUCUGCUUCGUCCGCACUCGGGGAGCACGGGUCAUCAUCUGCCAAUGCAUCGCUUUGCCCUGCACUGGGAAAAAAAGUCAUCAAAGGAGAGACGCUGGUCUGAGGGCAGCCAGAUGAGAAGGGGGUCCAGCUCCUGAUAGUGGUGUUUUCAAAAGACCUCUGCCACUUGGUCCAAAGCAAAGGCAGGAAGAAGAGGCCAGGCGGCUGCCUGAAGUGCUCCUGGUAGGGCAUCUGCUUGCUGGAUAUUAAAGAGCCAACUAGCCCUUCAAUGAAGAGAUGAGAUUGAAAGAAAUGGACCCAGCAGGUGUCUCAGAGUAGUGGAAAGAGGCACAGGCUCCUGAUCAUAGCCUAAGGGGUCAUCACACCAAACAGAAACCCCCAACCCACCAGCCCCAGGGAAUGGCCAAGGGGUAUGGACAUGGAUCAUUCCAAAGGAGACCUUUCUUCCUCUUCAUCCCAAAUCAUUUCCCCACAUAAUGAGGUCAAGAAAGAAAUGUUCCCGAGCUGCAGAUUCAGGUCUGUAUAAACAUGCGCCCCGGAGCCCUGCUGUUCCCAGUGACCCCAACGGCACCCUGGUCCUGAUGGCUAAGGCAGGCUCAGAGGACACCUGCCUGUGAGGAACAGGUAUGUGAGGGAGAGUCCCAAAUGCUGAACAAGGCAUCAAGGGCACUAUGCCAUCCUUCUCCAGGGCCCCCAGAAAGCAAAACCCUAAGUUCCCAACCCCUACUUUGCACCUGUAACUUGCCCUGCCCCCUAGGCUCACUCAUGUCCACCUUCCCUGUUCCCUCCUCCAGAAGGAGUCUGUUCACUUUCUUUGAUGGCCAGGACAACAUUUAGGAACAGCAGGUGGCCUAGACCCUGGGAGCUGCCUGGAAGGCCCUACUUAGACAUUCAGGAGCCUGUGGGCCAAAUGCCAGGGCUGUGGUAAACUUCUUCCCCCACCACACAGAGCCUUGGCAGAGUGUCACAGCUUCAGGACCAAAAUCUGCCUCCUGCUCUAAGGGGCUCACUUCCUAUCACACCCAAUUGGAGAGCCCAGGGCUGCCAUUGCCCCCUAAGGAGCAGUUAGGUGCUAGUGAGGGUGAACACUGCCUAACCAUGGCCCUGUAGCCCCUCUAAGAGCCCUUCCCGUGGCAUUUCUGCCUCUUCACAUCAUAACAUUUUCCCAGUACCCUUUAUUCUGUGUGUGUUGGGGAUGGGGGAAUACUGGAGACCGAAUCAUGGGCCUAGCCAUGCCAGGCAAACACUCUACCACUGAGCUGUGUGUGUGUUCCCAGCACCCCACUCCUUAGUGUCCUUUCAGAAAGCCCCCAGUGUGACCUUUGUCCCAGUUCUCCAAAGGAGACAGAGAAGCUGGCUUCUGGCCUCACAAUACAAUAGAAGAGGCUCAGGGCACCCAGCCGCCUCCACCCACAGAAGUGAGGGAAGCCGGGAUUAACACUGGAAGGCCUGUGGAAUCUUCUUUCUGUGCAGCUGACAUCUCCACAGGGAAGUCUGUGGCCGGCCAUCCUGACCCUCACAGUUUCUAACCAGCCCGAACAACCUCCUUUUGCCCCAGCCCCUGGGGAGUUUAUUUUGUGGCAUUUAAGGCAAGUUUAAACUAAGGGGAAAAAAAAAAAAAGCCAGUGACACUUCUUUGGUUAAGUGGUUUACCCUUCUUGGUAAUUAGAUGCAGCGAUUGGAAUCUUUUUUUCUAUUACAUGGCAAUUUUACUUUAAAUUUCCUCUUUAAAAAAAAAAAUGGGGAAGAAAAGGCAAGGAAGGAGAGAGGCAGCAGGGCCACGGGCAUUUGCAUUUUGCGAAUGAAGCCUCUGGUAGGCUCAGCUCAGGCAUGCGGCCCAACGUAUGGAAUGCUUAAGAGAUUACUAAGAAUAAAAUCUAUUAAUUAGUCAUACUCAAUUCCGCAGACAUGACGUGAAUCAAAAGCUCCCGUUCUUCCCUCAUCUGCAUCCUCUUCCUGAGGAAGCCUCCAUCUUCCCUGAAAGGCUGCCUCCUGGCCUGCCUCCUCCAUAUGUGGAGCUCUGCUGUGGCCCUGUGUGGCUUGGAGAACCAGUGCUGGGACACUGGCCUGUCCUCACCCUGGGCAUUGCUGACAGGGGAGGGGGCAGCCUUGGGAAGGCAGCUGUGGCUAGAAAGAGUCCAGCCUUCCCUUCCUGGAGCCAGAAGCCCGCCCCUACCCCAUGUCUCCACGCCUCUUCUUCCUUCUCAGUGGGCAGAACUUACAGAAGACCAGCUGCCCAGCUCAGCCCCUGCAAGGGAGCCAGGUGUGUGUUAUGCAAAUGUGAGGCUCCCAUCUUUAAAGUGGGGAUGACUGGGGCAGAUUCUUGCUUCAUGAAGGCCCUGUGAGAGCAACCCCGUCAUGCUGAGCCUGGAAGGUUCUAAUGGGCUGAAGACAGUGGGGGAACCACUUCUGGGUAGGAAGAGCCAGUGUGGACUCUGGGUCCACAGAAGGGAUGGGCAGUGUGUCUGGAAUAGCCUCUCAGCCUGAGCUUCCUGCUUCGCUGCCACUGGCAAGGAGGGUAAGGAACAAAAGUCAGAGCCAUACUUAGGCCCCUUCCCGCCCAACCCCCGACAAGUCAGUUCGAGUCCCGAAGCCAGCCCUCUUCAGACAUCUGCUUUCCGCUGAACACACCGGGGAGAGGAGGCCAGGCUUCAGAGUCUCUGGCUUAUGAAAAAUACAACAAGGAAAAUUGAAUGCAGCAGCCAGAGAGCUAUGCAGAGGCAGCAGGGACAGGCUCGAGUGGGCAUGGCAGCCUGUGUCCCCCAAGGGCCAGAUGACAUGUCACGGCCAGGGUCAGAGCUGCAGGCCUCCCAUGAGCCACGUUCCCUGCUCACACAGACUGUGGCGCAGGUGACAGCAGCUGAUGCCGAGGCUGGGUGGGUGCCAGAAUGAGCACUAACAAGCAAUUCACAAGCUUUCCAGAGAGCAGAGAGAAGAGACUUUUUUUUUUUUUUUUUUGGUAAGGAGGAUAAAAAGGCUCAAAAAUGCAAAUCAUUAACGUUUACAACCAAGCGAGUCUGCUAAAUUGAUUAGAAGAGAUUAAACUCCUUGGAGGUGAAGGGAAAGGGGGAUUUUUUGUGUGGGUUAUGAACCUGCCCCAAGUGGUCGCCCACACAGCAGGCAUGUUCCCGGCCUGGGUGGGAGGGGUGGCAGCUGUUCCUGCCCAGCUCCCCAAGGAGCUGGCAUCGCUAAGUGCUGCUCGGAUUGAAUAGCUCUCACCAGGGCCGUGGGGGCAGGAAGGGUCACUGUUGUUCGGACAGCAGCUGUGCCAGUCCCUGGGCAGACUCUGAUCCUGUCAUCUAGGGGUCAGUUUGCCUUGAGAGAUGGCAAGCCACAUCUGGAUCAGAGGAAGCAGCCUGUGCCAUCACUUAGAGAAUAAGACUCCUGAGACUCCUGCUUCCUUCUGCUGGGGACCUGCUGCUCUCUGGGGCCAGAGAACAAGUGAGGCCAUCUGUGAAGAGAAAACUGAAGGUCGGAGAGAGAAAAGCUCAGGCCGGCAAAGGAAGCAGCCGGUGAACUUUGUGUCCCGUGAAGCUUCCGAGCGUUAUCCCAGGAUGUGACCGACAGCUCUCCAGCUUGAGCUAAGGUCUUUGUCUAGAAAAUUCUGGUCCCCAUGUUUGCUUUAUCACAGCCCCCAGGACAAGGAUGUGCAAAGACAUCCCUCUCCAGCCUGUGCUCAGCGGGUAGUGAGGCGGUGCUGACAGGAUACAUGCUGGGCUCAGUGCUCCAAGCCCCAGGAUGUCCCUGGACUUGUUCCCUCAAGCCCAGCUGCCUCAAACCCAGGAGUAAGCGAAGGUCUGUCCAUCACAGCCAGCUGACAGUGCCUGGGGCUCUGUUCGAACACUCACCAUUUUUAGGCAUUUACCGAUUCUCUUGAAGUGUUCCAACUAUUGGUAUAAAACAUCCACAUUGGCUUCUUUUAAAACAACUGACAAAAACGUUCCCUUUCUCUCUUGACACUUUUCAAUUUUUUUCUUUUUCUCUACCCCAUUCUCACCCCUGACAUUUUGAAUCUGACACUGGACUUCUGAUCCUCUGAUGCUACCUCCUGUGAAUUUUUUUUUUUUUUUUGAGACAGGGGCUCACAUAGCCCAGGUUGGCCUCGAACCCUUUAUGUAGCUAAGAAUGACAAUGAAUUUCUGAUCCUCCUGUCUCUACCUCUUUCAGAUUUUAAUGUAUGUUUUUUUUUUCCCCUGAUUUUGGGGAUUUCGUUCCUGGGGCCACUCCUGCUUUCUCAUUAUGAGGGGGCUUGCCACCCAGGGUAGGGGUACCAGCUGCCUUCAUGUCUGCCCUGACCUGUGUCCAGGCAGCUCUCCAGCCUGCAGCUGCCCCUGCUUCCAGAAGCCACCCUUGGCUCUGCGAAGCCACUGUCACUAUUCCUUGUUGCUGAGUUGUCCGGCUUGUGCUAGGGGGGAAAUGUGGGUAUGUGGUGGGCAGGGUGCCUGGUGGGUCAGCCCCUGCUUUGUACAGCCCCACUCCCCAGACACUGCAGCCGUAACAGUCACAGCAGCGGCAGCUUGGCUUCCCUGCCCACCUGCCUGGGGUCACUGAGGACCAGCAGGGGACCUGGAACACCCCUUACCACCUUCUCUUCUCACCUGGCAUCUGUCCACUCAUGGGAACGACCUGAGGGUUGGCAGUGCGGGGCUUUCUCCUGUCCUGCACCUGGCUAGCGGCCUGAUGAGGAGAGGGGCUCACCUAGGCCACCCCUCCGACAAGCAUCCCACCCUCUGCUUUGCUUCGGGAUUGGUGUGUUUCCAGCAGAUAGGAAAUGAAGACUCACCAAGAUCUGGCAGCACCACAGCUCAAAUGGGUGACUCAGUUUCCCUUCUCUAAGAUUUGCAUCAAGUGGGUGAUGCGGAUUGGCAGAAAACUAGAGAGACCCUGGGGGUGGUACAAGAAACAAGAUCCAAGGCAACAGCCUGCCUUGCCUGACACCCCUGCGGAGUCCCCGCACCCCAGCCACCCGCCUGGAGGAACUAAUCAGACUUUCUCUUCAAGACAGAAAAACAAGCUCGACAUGAACCGACAAUCAAAGCCGCAGCAGGCCCCAGGCUGCCACUGCUCAUUCCCUCAGGGCUCAUGGUUCCAAACAGCUCUCAACCUGCCUUGGGUGGAAGGCAAGGUAGCAGGUCCCUCACACCCACCCCUCCUGUGGGCAGUCCCAUCUCUGAUGGUUCUGGGCACAACGUGGGGAGGCCCUACACGCAAAACCCCAAAGUAGCCUUAGGUAUUUUCCUCAGCCCAGCACGACCACCUGAGAAUCACUUCAACCGAGAAGCCACUUGGGCAUCUCGGGUAUAGUGUGAGAAUGAGGUCCUGGUGUCCUCUAGUCCCUCCAAGGAGGCCUAGGGUUGUGGGGAGGAAACCACAGGCCCAGUACAGGAGGCUUGUCAUCUGAGAGAAAAAGGGAGAGGAGAUACUGGAGGCUGGAAGGCACCCAACCAGGCUCUGGAGACCUAUGCUUGUGCUGGCUAGGGCCACCAGCAGGUGUGAGCAGAGAUGCCAGAGGCACAGAUCACCUUAAAGGACCCCCAUUCCCAUGUAAGGACUGCAGAGUGGAGGUUUUGGCGGAGCCAUCCUCCCGGUGGCAUCCCACUGUGCAAACGGUGCUUGUUGGUAUUGCCAAGAAAAUGAGAACAGAUACUGGGAAGUAUAGCUUGGUCCCCAGUUCUGAGGGGGCCCAGAGCAAACCUCUGGGGAAUGCUAAAGAAGGUGGGAUGCCUUCCCAGCCCGUGACAGUGAGGCAGGCCCCUGAACUACCGAUUUUCCAAGCCCCUGGCCUGUUUCAGCUUAGACUCAGAGCCCUGAUGUCCCUUGGCUGCUGUUCCUCUCUCUUUUUCUUUUUCUCUUAAGGGCAGAGCAGUCUCGGGGGUCAGAGUGGUAGGAGCGCCCCUGCGGCGGCGGCUGCAGCUGGGAACUGGCAGGCAGACAAGGCCCUGCUCCCUGGAAGGCCUGGCUGCGCCCAGCCUCACGGUCCACCUGCUUCACUCCGACUCUACCACCAGACACCCCACCACCACGACAACAACACAAACCAAAGUGCACUCCGAACCGCCCUUUGGCCUCCUUCAAUGUAGGUGCCUUGAAACUUCAAUGUUGAGAUGAAUGUGACUAACUACUUGGUCCUAUUUUCUGUUUGUCUGUUUCAUAUAAAAUGUCCAAGUCCACCUGCCUUGUCCUUUCUUGAAAUAAAUAGAAAGAUUUAACUUUUA